UCUGCUUUACAUUCGCCUUUACUAACACGAGUUGGCCCGAAACAAUGUCUAACACAUACAGCUUCGCCGCGGCAAGUGCUGCUGGUCAGAUUACCGGCCGGAGGGUCUUUUCAGUAUCGAGCCCUAGAGAGCACCAUGAGUCUGGCCAAGGUUUUGACUUUUCCAGGCCCGAUAAUUUGAGUCGAGCUUUUGCCGUCGAGAGCCUCCAGUUUUACCGCUCAAGCAUUGUAGAACGGGAGGCUAUAUAUAGGUCGUUGUCUGAUUGUCUUCUAACAUAUAGUGAAGAGUUUAAAGAGGUUGUUUCGCUUUGUGUUGGCAAACCAGACGGUGUGUUUGCUCAUGACCGUCAGUUUAAACUACCCGAUAAAGUCGAUGCCGUUCGUCAAGUAGUCGCUAAGAAUAUGAACCUGUUGGACGGUAGCUUCUACAGCUACAAGCCCAUCUUUAACAGGGUAAGGAAAUCGCUCUACUCUUUUUGGGUUGUGCCGGUAGAUGGGGUUUGGGUUCUGAUCGUUAUGUACCUCGUGAACUACUACGAUGAACAAAAACACGCGAACCGCAAAAUGAGCGUAUCCAGAAUCGACGGGGAGUCAAUCACUGCUAGAUUUAUAAGGGUCUAUGAUGUCGUCGACGAAGGCAGACUCGAGAGGCGGAAGAGAAUACGAGAAAGACUCCCGACCAUACUCAAAGAAGGCGACAUCGACAUCCCAGAUAUCGACGGGAAAUACCCGUCAUUUGCGGGGGUGGAAGGGCUUCCCACCUUGUUUAAUCGCAGCCAUGAAUCAGGUCUGCUCAUUCACAUGCUUGUCGAGCAUUUGUUUGAAAGGCUUGAAAACGUUGUCCAAAAGGAGAAGAACCCCUAUCUCGGAACGAUCCGGCAAAGGCUUCAUAACCGUUAUGAGGAACCAUUUUGGUCACCCAUCCGUCUGCCCGCGAAUCCAGGUACACUAUAUAGGGCUCGUGGUCGAAUGAUUGGGAACCUCAUGACUGGCAUGAGCGGUACGAAUCAAUGGCAAGCAACAGCGGCCAUUGAAUUGCCUGAUUGCGAAGUACGUAUGGGAGGCGGUUCGUCGUCGAUCUUGAAUAGUCUCAGCCUAGCUGAGGACGUGCAGGGCGAUGGGAACGAAAGUCUGAUAUAGUUGGCAGUUAAUUUGAUGAGUGAUUUGGUCAGUCUGGUAUAUAGCUUGGGUUAAAUAUGGGCUUUAUUGGUUCUGGUAUAUGUAAGUGUCUAGGUUAAAUACUCUUAUCCAAUUGGAAGUGAAAGUGAUACUUAGGUUAUCUUAAACCCUUAAGGCACGCCUUUUUAGAAAUGACGUAACGUCUUCAGCCAAUUAGCGCCUCGGGGAACCGAAUCCGCGAACCUGUCUGUAGUAAAACAAGGGCUUUUAGGAUAAAAUCCGGAAGUCGCGAAGAUCCAACAAACUUGUCUUACGUCUCUUUCAUUGUUGAACCUUUCUUGUUCUACUAUGUACCUAAC
Daldinia vernicosa is the source of this 1477-nucleotide messenger RNA. RefSeq lists its product as uncharacterized. The record is from RefSeq and is a predicted model, not a curated record. The transcript has a single exon. NCBI's taxonomy places the organism in Eukaryota, Fungi, Ascomycota, Sordariomycetes, Xylariales, Hypoxylaceae. The coding region runs from base 45 to 1139 and encodes 364 amino acids.